GAGUUCUGUCAGAAGAGACCUUGUCAUUAUUACAGCGUGAAGCUCGCCGUACUACAGGAGAAUCUCUCGACUGUCAAACGGGAACAACCUCUGUAUUAAGAACCUGAACUGUGAUCGCAAUGGCGGUGAUGAACAAUGCGGCUACAGAUAAGGUGGUACUCCAGAAGUACCUUGACCUUGACCUUGGCACGGAAAGAGUGAUGGCGGAGUAUAUAUGGAUAGAUGGUACUGGUGAGGGAAUCCGCAGCAAGUGUAGAACUUUAGAGAAAGAACCAAAGGAACCAUCAGAUUGCCCUAUUUGGAAUUAUGAUGGAUCAAGUACCUACCAGGCAGAGGGCUCCAACUCCGACAUGUACCUUCACCCUGUCAGUAUAUUCAGAGAUCCCUUUAGAGGGGGUAAACACAAGCUAGUCUUAUGCGAGGUGUACAAGUACAACAAGAAACCAGCAGAAACCAACAGACGUGCAGCCUGUAAUGCUGUCAUGGAGAAAGCUAAAACGUCUUUCCCCUGGUUUGGAAUUGAGCAGGAGUACACACUGCUUGAUCUUGAUGGUCAUCCCUUUGGCUGGCCAAAGAAUGGAUUCCCAGGACCCCAGGGACCUUACUACUGUGGAGUUGGAGCCAACAAGGUAUAUGGACGUGACAUCAUUGAAGCCCACUACCGUGCUUGUCUAUAUGCUGGGGUCAAAAUUGCUGGCUGUAAUGCUGAGGUCAUGCCUGCUCAGUGGGAAUUUCAAGUCGGCCCGUGUGAAGGUAUUGACAUGGGAGACCACUUGUGGAUUGGACGAUACCUUUUAUACCGCGUGGCUGAAGAUUUUGGUGUCGUUGUAACGCUUGAUCCCAAACCUAUUGAGGGCGAUUGGAAUGGCGCAGGUGCUCACUGCAACUACAGCACACUAGCCAUGAGGGAGAAAGGAGGCAUCAAGGCUAUUGAGGAGGGUAUUGAACUUUUGUCCAAGCACCAUGUCCGCCAUAUAAAGGCAUACGAUCCCAAGGAGGGCAAAGACAAUGAAAGGCGAUUGACAGGUCACCAUGAGACUUCCAGCAUCCACGACUUCUCAGCUGGUGUUGCUAACCGUGGUGCCAGUAUUCGUAUACCAAGACAGGUAGCUGAAGACGGAUGUGGUUAUCUUGAGGACAGACGUCCAUCCUCAAAUUGCGAUCCAUAUGCAGUCACAGAAGUCAUUGUCAGGACGACUGUGUUAAAAGAGUAGACAUUAACUAGCAAUUGAAUGAACGUCGGAGAUUGAUAUAAAAUCAUGCAAAACUUUAUAAAAGAGAUUUUUACAGAAGGACUUUGUUUUUUCAACAAGUCAAUAAUAAAUGAAGAGUAUCUAACAGAAAUUUGACAUUUAGUAAGAUAUAACCUUGAUCUGUCACCAUAUCUUGUCAAGGUUUUGAUAUAAAGUGCAAAUUUUACUCGUUCUUGACUCGGCAUGAUGUAAACGGGGUCAGAAUUUUUAAUACGCAGCAACAUUCUAUAUAUAGUUUUAUAAAGAUAGCUAACAUUUCGCUACACAGUUUCUUUCACAGACAGAGAUAAAUAUUAUGAUAUUGCCUGUAUAAUGUAGCUAAGACAUUGAAAUAAAAAAGUUAAUAUUGUGUAAGAUUUUAAAAUCAAAAAAUGACAGAUAUAAUAAUGCAUUAUUUUCUACUUAAAUACUUGGUCUGUCUGCUUGGAAGGGCAGCAGAUUUAUUGAAUUCCACGAGAACAUGAUCAUGUAUGUAUGAUUUACGUCACUAGAAAACUAUGUGUGUAUUGGUACGAGAGGAAGAGGAUGUUGAAUGGAAGUUCAAUGAUGGAAAGAAUUGAGUUUGGAAGGGGUUGUGAAACAAAAAGCUGCUGAUAAAUUAUUUUGUGUUCUGUAUCUCGAUCUACACGAGUUUUAAUAAGAUCAGGGGAAUUCUGUCUAGGUGAUCUUCAACAUCGGGAGAAAGAGUUGUAUGUCUUCGUAAGUUUCAUUAUCAUAACAUUAAUGGACCACUAUAUCAACUUGUCAAAUUAUAUUUGUAUACGGUGUUGUCCCAGGUAGUGAUCACCAAUAGAGAUAUGUAUAUUCACUGUAUCAUUAACCUCACUGCAGUACUCGAGAUAAGAGAGCAUGUUUAGUCACCAUUAUGGAUUUGCACCACAUUGGAGCAGACAGUUGUAAAUAUUCGUUUUUAUCGUUACUUUCCUUAGAAUCUCUUCUUUACAGGUAAAGAAAAAAGCUUAAAAGGAAAUAAAAAAUGCUAAAACUUUAAUACAA
Messenger RNA from Ylistrum balloti, 2249 nucleotides. RefSeq names its product glutamine synthetase-like. The record is from RefSeq and is a predicted model, not a curated record. Lineage: Eukaryota; Metazoa; Mollusca; Bivalvia; Pectinida; Pectinidae. Gene Ontology annotation, cellular component: cytoplasm. The transcript is spliced from 6 exons. Bases 120 to 1214 code for a protein of 364 amino acids. Gene Ontology annotation, molecular function: glutamine synthetase activity.